This is a messenger RNA of Suillus subaureus, 720 nucleotides long. RefSeq lists its product as uncharacterized. NCBI's taxonomy places the organism in Eukaryota, Fungi, Basidiomycota, Agaricomycetes, Boletales, Suillaceae. The transcript has 3 exons. The record is from RefSeq and is a predicted model, not a curated record. The coding region runs from base 209 to 652 and encodes 147 amino acids.
GACAUUGGUUGAUGGCGGAGAAGAUUCUUAAGGUUCAUUCAUCCAUUAAGUCCACAAUUCCGGCAUUCGGGGGAUAGUUUUUUCGGGCGCAUAGGAUGUCAUAGCAUAUAUAGAACCUUAUUGCAGGCUGUGGGAAAUAAGUGAGUUUACCGUACCACGAUACGGUAUUUAAGCCCAAUGGACAAAAUCUUCACGAUCCAUCGCCGCAAUGGAUUCCACCACAGUACACCCAACCUAUGCUUCAAACGAGUCACGUUUGUCUCUCACCGCUACCACACUCCGAGAUGCGAGUGCAACACCCUCCACUCAUGCUGAUGGUACUCCGCCGCUGAGUCUUACACAGCCACCCCCGUUUCCUGUUAUCAUCAUUCAGAACAACCACAUUGCGGAGGGGGGAACCAUCAACAUACUUUCGAGUCACUGCAACGGCUCCACCGUGACCAAGUUAAAUUACGUCGCACCAACCGCAGAGCCAACACCCUUGAGCCCUCCGUUGGUGAACCAGCCAGAGCCAGUGGAGCACGGUCGUGAAAGCGUGGUGUUGAGCGGUAACACGUUCGGCGAGUGUGUCAUGAUAAAUGUAGGAUCGCCAAAUUGCACCGGAGCUGUUAAACAAACUGCUCUUGCAUCCCGAAUUGACCGCAACAUUUAGGUGAGGAGUUCACUGGUCUUGUAAUGUAUUAACCUGUAUGCAUAUGUACGAAAAGAUGCAGUUCGUUG